This is a messenger RNA of Rhipicephalus sanguineus (brown dog tick), 2440 nucleotides long. RefSeq lists its product as uncharacterized. The transcript is spliced from 2 exons. The coding region runs from base 93 to 2174 and encodes 693 amino acids. NCBI's taxonomy places the organism in Eukaryota, Metazoa, Arthropoda, Arachnida, Ixodida, Ixodidae. The record is from RefSeq and is a predicted model, not a curated record.
GUGCGGCCUGGUGCUUUGCUCGGGUGACUUUUCCAUGAGUUGCGGACGGGCGCUUGUUCGACAGCUACCUACGAUUCCCCUCCCACAACGCCAUGAGCUACAAGAUACGCCUCGCAGCGGAAAAGAUGGAUUUGGAAGAACUCAACCGACGCAUUCCGGGACUGAGCCUGAACGUGCCAUGCAGCGCGAAAUGUGGCGCUGGAGAAGACGACCGCAGCAUUCCAACGUCCAUCUGUCACGUUUUCAAUAAUCUGUCCCGUUGGAAUUACGUCCUUUGGCACAUCGGCUUGCAGUUGCGAGAACUCCGCAGUCCCGGAAAGCUGUCCCUGGUACGGGUCGUCUACAGGGGCAGGGGAGGCCGCAUUAUGCAAACGCGCAGCCGUCACGCCCGGAUUUUCUUUCACGUCCUCCUGGUGCAGCACAGCUGCGUCGAGAGCCUGCAGCUGGAUGACGUCCUCAUCGAAGGCAGCGGACUCGGCGAGUACCGCGAGUGCGUUGUCUCGGCGCUUGAGAAAAACACGAGCCUACGGACGUUGACACUCGGCAGCCUGUUCGGCGACUACAGGAGCAUUCGAGAAGGCCUAUUCGAAGCCAUCUCCACAAUGACCAACCUGCAAGAGCUGGUCGUCCUUGGUCGUAGUGCGGCGCCACCGAUUCUGCUAGACGCCAUAUGUCCGCUCCUCGUAGACACCAUGUGCCUGGUCACGCUUUCGAUGCCCGGAAUUGUCUUUGAUGGAGACAGCGGCGCGCGCUUAAUAGACGUGCUCACGCAAAAUGAUACAGUAGAGGAUUUGUCCGUACACGUCAGCAUCAUGCAUUCGUACAUGCCGAACGGACUAUCCAAGUUCUCACACUUUCUGGCCAGUAGCGGGCAGCUGACCUCGCUGAACGUGGAAGGCGUAAAUUCGGAUCCUGAGGGCGCAUGCGCGGAUCCCAAGAGCAUCAUCGGAGCGCUCGUCCUUCGCGGCGAGAUCGAGCAGCUCCGACUCACGGGCUUCCUGCUAAAUGCCGAGUGCGCGGCUCUGCUCGCCCAAUUGGUGUCUCAGAAAGAAGGGCGCCUUCGAAACCUCGACAUCAGCGGAUGCCGGUGGUGUAUACCCAAAUCCUUGCCAGAGCACCGACGAGCCAAUAGAGCGACUCGCGACGAACAACCGAACGACCCAGCCCUCAAGAAGUCAACGUGUCCCUGGCUUCAGGCGUACGACCGCACUGCGCGAGUGGAACUGACGUUUUUUGCGCUCAGCUCCGCGGGACUCACCCCGGUCGACCUUCUGACUCUGUUCAACAUCGCCAUCACCGUCGAAUCUCUCCAAGUCAUCUCGCUUAGGGACGUCUCGCGAUACGACCUAAUGCAAGUUUGCCGAGUCAUCCGGCAGAGCGGAAUGAGCGGUCGAGUAUGUCUGGAAGACGCCUACCUCGUCGACUCGUCGGCGCUAGCUGAGCUUCGGGAGUUUCCCGAAGUGCUGCGUAAGAUUGCGAUCAGCUCUGUCGACUGUGCGAGUCCGAAGGCCUUCGGAGAUGCGGUUCAUCUGUCGUGCUCAUGGUACAAGGUGACUACGCUCAAGCUCCUCUUGACGCAGGAAGUCCUGUCUGACAUCCCCACGUUUAACAAGCUGAGCAAGUGCUUGAAAGGUGCUUUCUGGCUAAGCGAACUAGCGCUAAUUGGCUACAAGCGGCCCGAUCUCGACCUUACGCUCAAAUCGACAGGCCCUCCCCACAGCGUCCUUCUCGACGUGGUCUCCCAGAACAUGAGUCUUCGAACACUGCGCCUGAGCGGUAUUCGUCUAGGUGGGGAUAACUUGUUGUUCCUGGUUCACCAAAUCGUCACCACCGAGACACUGUCCGAGAUCUGUUUCGCGUCCUGGGACCCGGCCGAGAACGACAACUUCCUCCGGGUCCUGGUCGACCAUUUCCGCGGGAACAACUCCGUCACCAAGUUGCACGUCCGGGCACCUGCGAACAGGGUAGACGACGAGCGAUGGUUCUUCGUCGAAGACGUCACCAGCCGCAACAUGGGAUACCUGACGUGCGCGGCGCACUUUCUCUUGGGCGACCAGUCACCACGCAGCGAGGCUGCAUUCAAGGCCUUGUGCAACGCCCCGGCCUUGAGGAACAAACUUGAGGAGCUGAAGAACGGAGGCGUCACAAGAACUACUGGGAACGUUACGGGAUAGCCUGAAACCUGUUGUAGGAACUUUCGAGGCUGAUUUACAUUUCUCAGCAUGCUUUUAGUAAGACGAAGAAAUGUUCUCUGACACUGUACAUGCACACGAGAUCAAAAAUUUCUGAGCACGAAGUGUCGCUGGAGCCAACGUUUCGACAAGCGGCCUUUCUUUUUAAGGCUUCAACCUCAACAUCUUUAAGGCUGGAACAGUUGCGGCACUGAAGACAAGACAACUUGCCAAAACGGUGGCUCCAGCGACACUCCAUGUUCAAGACU